UUGGGCAAGUUCCCCUUCCGCUUCCUCCUGCUCCUGGGCUGUGGGUGGCUGCUCCUCGCUGCUGCCGGGGCACCUGCCAGCCUCUGCACACCCCUGGCGCCUGGGGAAGCUCUCCUGUCCUGAGCUGUCACUGCCGUCCCUCAGGCCCGGACACAAUGCAGGCCAUCAAGUGUGUGGUGGUGGGAGAUGGAGCCGUGGGAAAGACCUGCCUCCUCAUCAGCUACACCACCAACGCCUUCCCAGGAGAGUACAUCCCCACCGUGUUUGACAACUACUCAGCCAAUGUGAUGGUGGACAGCAAGCCCGUGAACCUGGGGCUGUGGGACACGGCUGGCCAGGAGGACUACGACCGACUGCGGCCACUUUCCUACCCCCAGACGGACGUCUUCCUCAUCUGCUUCUCCCUGGUCAGCCCGGCCUCCUAUGAGAAUGUGCGCGCCAAGUGGUUCCCCGAGGUGCGGCACCACUGCCCCAGCACCCCCAUCAUCCUGGUGGGCACCAAGCUGGACCUGAGGGACGACAAGGACACCAUCGAGAGGCUGAAGGAGAAGAAGCUGGCACCCAUCACGUACCCACAGGGCCUGGCCCUGGCCAAGGAGAUAGACUCUGUCAAGUACCUGGAGUGYUCGGCCCUCACCCAGCGGGGCCUGAAGACCGUCUUCGACGAGGCCAUCCGCGCCGUCCUGUGCCCCCAGCCCACGCGGCAGCAGAAGCGCCCCUGCAGCCUCCUCUAGGUGCCCAGCCCUCCCUCCCGGUGGUCCUGACCCUCGGGGGUCCCUGUCCAAAGCCCGAGGGCUCCGUGGCUGGCCUGUCCCCUC
This is a messenger RNA of Urocitellus parryii (Arctic ground squirrel), 818 nucleotides long. RefSeq names its product Rac family small GTPase 2 (gene Rac2). Lineage: Eukaryota; Metazoa; Chordata; Mammalia; Rodentia; Sciuridae. Gene Ontology annotation, molecular function: GTPase activity; GTP binding. The record is from RefSeq and is a predicted model, not a curated record. Gene Ontology annotation, biological process: small GTPase-mediated signal transduction.